Messenger RNA from Pocillopora meandrina, 2177 nucleotides. The record is from the annotation of a GenBank genome assembly. Lineage: Eukaryota; Metazoa; Cnidaria; Anthozoa; Scleractinia; Pocilloporidae.
CCGGUUACUAAGGACAACAGAAGCACCGCAAACCCUUCGUUCACAAUUACUUGCUGAUUUCUCGAAGUGUACUCAAACGUCAAAGUUUUCUCCAAACGAUACAACUGAAAGAUAUCUUCAUGGUGUUUGGGAAAAGCAAAACGGGAUUCAAUUUUGUUCAUCAGGACCAGAUCUGGUGGGUAAAGUGUUUGCUACUUAAUAUAAAUUCUUCUUUAGUCGAACAUUCGAACAUGAUCUGUAAACUGUAAUAUGGAGUUCAUUGAAGUGCAGGUCUACAGACGAUUUUAAAGUGUUAAGCUUCAAAUUAAUCGAACUUUGUUGAUUAAUUUAAACAGGAAAGACCACAUCGGCCACGAGCACAGUGCAUCAAAACGUUGGCCCGAGAACUGGGGUUUUCUGAUCGGACAGUACAAGAUUGUAAGUUUUGCCUGUUUUUUAUGUCAACAAAGAAAUUUCUUUUGUGUAAUGUGAAAUAUUAACCAAGCCUUGUAGCUUUUAAUUAACAUAGCUUGUCUCUGAGACGUUAAGAGUCUUCUUUAUUCCUUUGAAAAUAUUGGGCUGUAUUCGAAUGUUUACUUGGACUCUAUACGAUUUCCAUGGAAUUAAUGGUUGCGUGAUGAUUCAGACAGCUGUUCGGUUCAUUUAAGUUUGUAGAGAGAAAAAAUUCCGAUGUGACAGUUCUUCAUUUUCACUUUUUCCAAAAAUGCCUUAAAAUCAGGGAAAUUAGGGAUUUUUGUCCUUUCCAACCUUUUUGAAGGACUCAAAUGAGAUGUCAUUAAUGUCUUAAUUGACGGGUUAAAUCGAUAGCAGGCAAGUUUAAUGAACUUUCACUUAAGUAAACACAGCUUUCCUCUGUUGAACUUCACUGUUACAGUCGCUCAUAGUAACAAACCAAUAAUAAUAAUUAUAAUUAUUGGUAUGUGCAUGUAGAAAAUAAAUUUAAGAAUAACCUAUGGCAACUCACUUCAAAUUUUGAGCGAGUAACAUGCAUUUUAUAAUUUGUAAAUAUUAUUUUAUCUCUUCUAGUUGGCAAAUGAAGAUGAAAGUGUUGCAAAUGGAGCGGCCGCAGUGAGAGUAAAGCAACGACGCGAGGCUCUAAAGCUACCACCCAUUGACGCUAGUGUAGCGUCACAACUGUCAGUCGGCAAGUCAAAUGCAAAAUUUCCCACUAAAACAUCUGAAGAGGUUGGUUGGAGAUCAAGUCAACCAUCUUGCAACUUGGAAAGAUAUGGACGAUACACAAAAUUCAAGUCAUCGUUCCUUGGACAAAUGAAAUGGCCCCCAGAAGCAGUAGAUUAAUAAUUAUUAAUUGCUAUUUUCACUUACACGCAUGAUAAUGUUAGUGUUAAGUUUUCAAAUGGGUUGUUGACUAAGCAUCUCAUGCAUUGUACAUGGCUUAUUGUGCAAUAGAGGCUAUUUAAUGGUUGUAGGCAACGGCCUGGUUUUUCUCAGGUUUCAACCCAAAUAGUUAUUAAAUGCCAUCAAUGGCUUAUGGGAGGUAGAAUUUUCCAACUAGCAGGACACUUAAACUAAACUACUAAAAUGUUUAAAAAAAUUUUUCUUGUAUUAACAAACUUAGUGGUAAUUUAUUUUGAAACAUAUCUUCUUACCAUCAAGGCCAAUAGAUUGGUUAUUAUUUUUUUAAAUCUGACAAUUGGAAGUGAACAAUUGAUGGCAUUGUUACUUGGAUGUAUUGAGUGUUAUUUAUUUUAAUACUCUCAUUCUCUCAUACGAAUGUACUUCAAUUAUUUUUGACUAACUAAAAUAGCUAUGGUGUUAUAGCAAAAAUGUCUGAUUGUAAAAAGACUUUUGGAAAACAGGGAGAAUAAUUUUUUUACAUUUAUGAUUGAAGUGUUAACCUUUAACUCCCAGAAGUGAUUUGCAUGUAACUUCUCCCAACAAUAUCCACCCACUAUCAAGCAAACAGGUAAUGAGAGUUGUCACAUAUUCAGGUAAAAGUUUUUAUCUUGAUGUAACACCAAAUUCUUGCAACCAAUUUACAAGGAAAUGUGUAGCAGCUAAAAGGUAGAAUUAACAAUCAGAUCCUGGGAGUUAAAGGGUUAAUCUGGUGUGGUAAUCAGGAUUUUUUGCUGAAACAGCACAAAAGGUGUUAUGUGCGUGACAAACUUUGUUGUAGGUAGAGAACAAGAAAUAAACACUAAAUGGGUUUGUAAAUA